Messenger RNA from Sphaeroforma arctica JP610, 1872 nucleotides. Its product is annotated as 1,4-alpha-glucan-branching enzyme. Gene Ontology annotation, cellular component: cytoplasm. The coding region runs from base 1 to 1872 and encodes 623 amino acids. The transcript has 4 exons. Lineage: Eukaryota; Ichthyosporea; Ichthyophonida. Gene Ontology annotation, molecular function: cation binding; hydrolase activity, hydrolyzing O-glycosyl compounds; 1,4-alpha-glucan branching enzyme activity. The record is from RefSeq and is a predicted model, not a curated record. Gene Ontology annotation, biological process: glycogen biosynthetic process.
AUGGGAUUCCACGAGACGCCCGAAGGUAUCUACUACCGUGAAUGGGCCCCGGGGGCCACGCAAGCGUGGCUAAUCGGAGAGUUCUGUGAUUGGGAGCGUAAGCACGAAAUGAAGAAACUGGAGCACGGCAAGUGGGAACUGUUCCUACCCAACAACGAGGAUGGAUCCAGAGCCAUCAAACACAUGUCACAUGUAAAGGUAUCCUUCGACAGCACCAGCGGUGAGCGCUGCGACCGCAUUCCUCCGUGGAUCAACUACGCGGUGAUGGAGAAAACCAAGCCUGUGUACAUCGGUGUGUACUAUAUGCCGGAGAAGAGCUUCGAAUGGAAGAACGAACGCCCCAAGAACACCCAAGGACUGCGUAUUUACGAGGCGCACGUGGGCAUCUCCUCCAAGGAGCCCACAAUCGCCUCGUACCGCCACUUUGCGGACGAUAUCAUCCCGCGCAUUGCCGAGAACGGGUACAACGCCAUCCAGUUGAUGGCUGUGAUGGAGCACGCUUACUACGGAAGUUUCGGAUACCAGGUGACAUCGUUCUUCGCCACAUCGUCGCGCUUCGGUGAACCCGACGAUCUCAAAUACCUCAUUGACAAGGCCCACGGCUACGGCAUUCUGAUGUUGCUAGACAUCGUGCACUCGCACGCGUCUAUGAACGUAGACGACGGUCUGAACCGAUUCGAUGGCACGGACCACUGCUACUUCCACGAGGGUGAACGCGGCAAUCACUCGCUGUGGGGCUCGCGCCUGUUCAACUACGGCCACUGGGAGGUGAUGCGCUUUCUGCUGUCUAACCUGCGAUGGUGGGUGGAGGAGUACAGGUUCGAUGGCUUCCGCUUCGACGGGGUCACGUCUAUGAUGUACAAACACCACGGAAUGGGUGUUGGGUUCAGCGGCGACUACAACGAGUACUUUGGGGACGAUGUCGACGGAGAGAGUUUUUGCUACAUGCAGAUGGCGAAUGCCAUGCUGCAUGAGCUGUACCCUGACCACAUGAUCACCAUCGCCGAGGAUGUGUCUGGUAUGCCAGCGCUCUCGCUGCCUGUGGCUAUGGGGGGCGGUGGUUUCGACUACCGACUGAGUAUGGCUAUCCCGGAUAAGUGGAUCGAGAUUCUCAAGGAACUCUCCGAUGAGGAGUGGGAUAUUGGUAACAUUGUGCACACCCUAACCAACCGUCGACACGGUGAGAAGAGCAUUGCGUACGCCGAGUCACACGACCAGGCGCUUGUCGGUGAUAAGACGAUUGCUUUCUGGUUGAUGGACAAGGAGAUGUACACGCACAUGUCCGAUCUCGCGCCCAAGUCGCUGAUCGUAGACCGAGGCAUUGCUCUGCACAAGAUGAUCCGCUUCCUGACAUACACUCUGGGUGGCGAGGGCUACCUCAACUUUAUCGGAAACGAGUUUGGUCACCCGGAGUGGCUUGAUUUUCCGCGAGCAGGCAACAACGAGUCCUUCCAGUACGCCCGCAGACAGUGGAAUGUGGUGGACGAUCCUCUGUUGAAGUACAAAUACCUCAACAAGUGGGACGCGGCUAUGCACGCGACGUGUAACAAUUACGACUGGUUGAACGCCCCCCAGGCGUACGUAUCCCUUAAACACGAGGGAGACAAGCUCAUCAUCUUUGAGCGUGCGGGUCUGCUGUUUGUGUUCAACUUCCACCACAGCAACUCAUUCCCCGACUACAAAGUGGGUACGUCGCUGAAGGGCAAACUCAAAGUGGUGCUGUCCUCGGAUGAUCCAGAGUUUGGUGGCUUCAACCGAGUAGAUAAGUCGUCCGAGUUCUGGGUCAAAGAGGGCGACGGCUGGCACGACAGACCUAAUUCUACCAUGAUUUAUAUCCCGAACCGUGUCUGCUUGGCGUUUGCUGCCGAGUAA